Entrophospora sp. SA101 is the source of this 661-nucleotide messenger RNA. The record is from the annotation of a GenBank genome assembly. Lineage: Eukaryota; Fungi; Glomeromycota; Glomeromycetes; Entrophosporales; Entrophosporaceae.
AGAAAAUUGUCAAUUUAGUGAUAUUGCUUUUCUUUAUCGAAAUAAUUAUCUUUCGAUGAGGAUUGAACAAGAAUUAAUUGCCCAAAAAAUUCCUUAUGAAAUCUUGGGAGCCUUUAAAUUUAUUGAAAGAGGAGAAAUUAAAGAUGUUUUAGCUUUUCUGCGAACUAUUCUUUACCAGGAUAAUCUUUCUUUGUUGCGAGUUUUAAACUUAAUGGAAGGCAUCGGUGCUCGUACCAUUGAAAAAAUUGAAUAUUUCUUAAUUGCUUUUGAAGACAAAAAAUUAAUUAAAACUCGUAAUAAUCUCAUUCUUUCUUCCAUUCACCAAGCCAAAGGACUAGAAUUUGAAAUUGUUUUUUUUGUUUACUUGGAUGAAGGAACUUUACCUUACAAAGAAAACAAAGACUUAAUAGAAGAAAAGCGCCUUUUUUAUGUUGAAAUAGAAUUAGAAGAAUACAAAAAGUUAGAAAAGAAAUUAGAAAAAUUAUCGGAAACUGCAAAAAAAGCCGAUGAAAAAAUUAAACAACUUAUGGAAAGUUUUGAAAGGUCAAAUAAUUGCAUAAUUGAACUUGUUGAAGAGCGUAAAAUUAAAGAUAAAUAUAUAGGGCUUUUGGAGGAAGAAAACAAGAGACUAAAUAAGAAUGUAAAGAAAGCAGAAUUAUAG